Ruditapes philippinarum (Manila clam) is the source of this 2582-nucleotide messenger RNA. RefSeq lists its product as uncharacterized. The record is from RefSeq and is a predicted model, not a curated record. The transcript is spliced from 5 exons. NCBI's taxonomy places the organism in Eukaryota, Metazoa, Mollusca, Bivalvia, Venerida, Veneridae. Bases 648 to 1220 code for a protein of 190 amino acids.
AGGGAGGCAUAUAUUCAACUACAUUCUUUAGGGGAAGAUAGUAAUAAGUUUUAUGUGAUCAAAUGCACUACUGAGAUUUAAAUUAAAAACAUUGUAAGAUGAACAUUGUGCACAAUUUCGAUAUCACUUGAUUCAAAAUAAUGUAAAUGGAUUAAAGAAGAUACUUUACCAAAUCAUGAUGGCGCACGAGAUACAUUUAAAGAACAACAAAUACCGACAGUGGGUCAAGGCAGGCCUAGGCUUAGGUUACCUGAAAGAGGGACUAGCACCAUUUUGUGAUGACAUUGGAAAACAGCACCACAAAGAUAUUAUAAACCAAAUUCAAGUAACAAAGACGCCUAAACCAACUAUACCAUGUGGCGUCUGUCAGAUAUCUACUCUCCAGCCAGACCACGUCCGAAUCUCAAAAGGAAUAUGUCCACUCAAGCAAGAUAAAUGUAACUGUUGCUUUCCAAAUAAUAAAAAAAACAUGCCCAAACAACGUGUGUGGUGCCAUCUAUGAUAGCAUUAUACAGAAUCAUGCAUCAAUACCACCUGCACCUUUUUGGAAAAACAGCGAUCCCCAUGAUUGGUCCGUUGACCCAUGGAGUAUAUGUAAAUGUUUUAUAAAUGCUCCUGGGUACAAGGACAAGACGUCAGCAGUCGACAUGGACUGCACAGGGUUAUUACAUGUUAUCAUAAAUAACAAAUAUUUUCAUAAUCAUAUUGGAUGCAAUGUAACAGGACCAAAAAAUCUUUUUUCAAAGGUACGGCAGUACAGAAAUGAGAUUUUUCACUCCAGCAAUAUGGAGCUAGAGGAAAGGGUGGCAAACGCAUACAUUGAUGAUAUGAUAACAGUUUUACAGGAUGGAAAGGAGCUUCUACACCACCAAGCUGCUCAACAAGCUGUCGGGAAACUCCAAGAUUUAAAGAAUAAGGACUUCAUUGUUACUACGGAAGGCUUUCAAGAAAUGCUUAGACAAAUUAAAGAAGAAAUGUCAAAAAUUCUGAAAUCAACAGAAAAUGCUGCAACUGAUUUGAAAGAGGAAUAUGACGAGCUUAAAAAUAAAUUAACGGACAUUGAAAGACAGAUAUCCAAAGGAGAAGAGGAGAAACAAAGACUCAAGGAAGAAGAUUCUUCUAAACAAAGAGAACUAGAAUAUGAAAAAGCUAAAUCAGGUAUGCUUAUAUCUCCUCUCCUAAUGCAAAGCGGUCUCCGUCCGUGUGUGCUUCCGCAAUAGCAAAAACAGGCGAGGCGCCAUCAAAAUGUAAACAUAACAAAUGAGGAAAAAUGAUAGUUCGUUAUAAAACAAUAGAGUAAAAAGCCAAUGACACUCUUAAACAAAAAUAAUAACAAAGGAAAUAUACCAUUUUCCUUUUUCAAUCGCCUGUGUAUUUGUCCGUCCUAUUUGUUUUAGUAACAGUAACAUUUACAAUGACCCCAAUGAGUUUCAAAAGCAAUCCCAGCUGGGGUCUUGAUUGUAGGCUUGCUAUAUGCCAAGUUUGAUAUUUCAUUCCUACUUCUAAUUAAUGUCCGAAAUUAUUUUACAUUUGUUUUCGUAAUAAAUAGUGACCUUGACCAAGGGUGGACCAAAAGCAAUAUCAUGAUUAAUUUUGGGUUAUGGGGCUACACGUUUUUGCACGGAGAUGCCAAGACAACAAGGCAGCAAUCAUUGUUGACAAGCUAAAACAAACCAUUUCUAGCAAGACGUCUAUUAAGUCUGUAUGUUUAAUAAGCAUACAACAAUUAUGUAAUUAAUAUUUUUAACCAUCUGAAUCUCAUUUACCAAUAAGUCUGACACUUAAAUGUUUUUAAUUUUACUGCAAAAGUGCAUAUUACACUGGAUAAUAACGGGGCAUAAACAGUUUAUAUAAAUAUGUUUAUUAAUGGCUUGGAUAUUGUGGUUUAUUAUCACCAAUGCUACUCUGGGACAUGUGUUGCAGACUUUAGGAGAACAAAGAUACGAGACAACGCCCUCUUGUUUAUUUUGUAUCAUAGAUGUAACAUAGAACAGAUUUAGUGUUAAAUUAGCUUUAGCUAAUAAACAAUGUUAAUCACAUAUAUGUAUAUGUUAAUAAAACAUACAGAAGAACUAGAGGUCUAGUUAUAAGUGUGUUGUUCAAGCUUGACUGCAGUCACGCUGACUUGCAUAUUUAUUCCAAAACGUCAUUGUGUCCAUUUUCCAACACAAAUCUUGGAAUACUUAACUUGCGUAUCACGACAAGAAUUAGGUAAAAUACAAUCGGCCAACAUUCUGACAGCUGAUUUUGGAGCCAUGCUUUCUUCUUUCUUACAUUUUGUCGAUUCUGUGCUUAGAAGUAGAAUGAUUUGAAAAGUACCAAGGUAUCAAGAGGAAUCUUGGAAUUCUUUAUUAUAAUGAGUGAAACAAAAUACAUUAACCUGAAAUGGUUAUUCAGUGUGGCGUUUCUUCUCUACAUAAACAUUUGUAAAAUUGGACAGUGAUUGAAUACUAUCAACGAUGUAAUCCGCAUUCUUUGCUAAAUAAUGCAGACAAGCAGUUCUGUAUGCCAAUACAUACAACUUUACGUUGUAGUUUCUGAUAAUGGACAUAUUUGGUUUAUACUUGGACAAACCAAAAAUU